AUGCUCCAGGACAAUGUGCAGGAGGCAGCACAAGCAUUGAAGAAGGUUGCCAUCGACAAUCUGACCACGGACAGUUGCCCUGCGGCCAUGGAUAUGAAUCAGGCUCUACUUGAGGUUGAGAGCAUAGCGCAGGACUUGGAACAGGUUGUGUUUCAGGUUGAAGAUGCUUUGAUCAGUGCUAGAGAACCCGAGCACUCAGCCACCGGAGACAACCUUAGCGUACCCGGCGUUGAGGAAGCAUCGGUUGCACCGGCCAGUGAUGAAGAUGAAGUACUAUCCGAUGAUUGGAGCUCCGAGACCGUGUUAUGUCCUGAGUCCGUGGAUGACUAUUCCAUUGAGGAUUCCAUAGAGUACGCAGACUUUCUUAGAGGAGACGACGAUGCUAUUCCAUUGGACGAUGUAGUACCACUGACCCAAGAAGGCAUGAGUGGCACACAGGCCCCGGCGCCCGUGGUGCAGAGUGAAGAUGCACCGACGGAGGUCGCCACUGCUGGUGGCCGUGGGCAGAGCUACUCGAUGAAGGAAGACCUACUGCUUGUUUCCUCAUGGCUCAACGUUAGCAUGGAUCCCGUGGUGGGGUCUAACCAAAGUUUAGGCGCGUUUUGGCAGCGGAUCGAGUCUUACUUCCACGACAACAAAGACUUCCCGUCAACUCGCAACAAGAAGUCCUUGCAAGGGAGGUGGGCAUUCAUUAACAGCAUGGUCCAAAAGUUUUGCGGACACUACGCGCGGGCAAUGUGUAGUAGACGCAGCGGUACCACGGAGGGGGAGACAAUUGUGGAGGCUUGCAAAAUGUUCCAGGCCGUUGAACAUAAAGAGUUCACGUUGCUUCCUUGUUGGCGUGAAUUGAGGCACCAUCCGAAGUGGCAGUCCGAGGUGUCGCGGAAGAAGCAAAAGACAACCGGUGCAGGUGAAGCUGGGAGCCCUUCUUCGACUCAGAACGUGCAAUCCUCACCGGUUGCGGGUGUGGCACAAGAAACAGGUAGCGAAGGCACGGUAAGAGCUAAGAGGCCUGUUGGCAGGAGCCGGUCCAAAGAAUUAGGUCGCGGUUCCACGUCUUCGAACUCGCUGUCGGCACCAAUGAAGGAAGUUUUUGACAGGCAAUUUAGUAUGAAGGAAAAAUUCAAGAAGGAAAGGGCUGAGAGGUUCGCAGAGAUGAUGAAUGUAGAGCGGCAGCGACUUCACCUAGAGGAGGAGCGAAUGCAACUAGAGAAGGUGAAGGAGGAGAUGAGGAUAAUGAACAUGGACUUAUCACAAAUGGACGAUGAACAAAAAGAGUAUUACAAAAGUCUUCAGCAGAGUAUAAUUGCUGCUAGGCGUGCCUCCUCUGGUUCUACUUUUUGA
Phragmites australis (common reed) is the source of this 1344-nucleotide messenger RNA. Its product is annotated as glutathione S-transferase T3-like. The transcript has 3 exons. The record is from RefSeq and is a predicted model, not a curated record. The coding region runs from base 1 to 1344 and encodes 447 amino acids. NCBI's taxonomy places the organism in Eukaryota, Viridiplantae, Streptophyta, Magnoliopsida, Poales, Poaceae.